GGAAUGAUAUCCGGAUUGUUCUGACAAAACCAGUGACAUUGGAGGGGGAAUCAGAUAUUGAUUACACAGCUCCUAAUCCUCUCCAGCUAGUUUUGAGUCUCUUCAAAAAUGUCAUGCCAGGAUCAGAUCUCUCACGCUUUCAGCUGCCCCCUAUCUUCAACAUUCCAAAGUCACAGCUUCAGUGUUUUGGUGAAUCGGUGUAUUGCAUUGCUACUGAUAUGUUGAGCAGGUGCAACGGCGGCAAGAGCCCCCAUGACAGAUUCAUAGCCGUUACAGCCUGGAGCAUUUCCACUCUGCGUCCUGUGAUAUUCGGUGUGGCUCCUUAUAAUCCCAUUCUUGGAGAGACGCACCAUGUUUCAAGUGGGAAUCUCAAUGUUCUUCUUGAACAGGUUUCACACGACCCACCAGUAUCUGCACUCCAUGCUACCGAUGAGAGAGAAAAUGUUGAAUUGAUUUGGUGUCAUCAUCCUUCUCCCAAAUUCCAUGGUACUUCAGUGGAAGCCGAGGUGCUGGGCAAAAGGCAGCUGAAGCUACUAAAUCAUGGAGAAACCUAUGUAAUGAACUCACUGAAUCUAUUGAUCAGAUUCCUUCCAGGUCCUGGGACAGAUUGGGUUGGUAAGGUCAAAAUCCAGUGUCAAGAAACUGGGCUGGAAGCUGAGUUAUGUUUUAGGAGCAAUUCUUUUCUAUGGCGCAGAGGAAAUCAUCGAUCUGUUACGGGGAAGAUAUUUGAGUCAUCAUCCUUGCAGACUCUUUAUGAGAUUGAUGGUCACUGGGAUAGAACUGUCGGAGUGAAGGACAUCAGUAAUGGAAAAUUAACAAUUAUAUACAAUGCAAAAGAAGUCAUUUCAGGAUUGAAUGCUCCAAUUGUCAAGGAUCCAAAGGAAGUGUGGCCAAGUGAAUCAGCCAUGGUGUGGAGUGAUGUGAGCCAGAGCAUCCUGAGCAAAGACUGGGAGAAAGCAAGAGAAGCAAAGAAGGUAAUUGAGGAGAAACAGAGGGAGCUAUUGAGAGAGAGAGAUUCAAGAGGAGAAACUUGGAUUCCUAAGCAUUUUACUGUUUCUCUUAGCAAGGAAGGUGGGUGGGACUGCUCACCUAUUCAAAAGUGGGUCCCACAAGCACCCAUAGUCGUGCCCCUUUGAUUC
This is a messenger RNA of Juglans microcarpa x Juglans regia, 1139 nucleotides long. Its product is annotated as oxysterol-binding protein-related protein 4B-like. The record is from RefSeq and is a predicted model, not a curated record. Gene Ontology annotation, molecular function: sterol binding. Bases 114 to 1136 code for a protein of 340 amino acids. NCBI's taxonomy places the organism in Eukaryota, Viridiplantae, Streptophyta, Magnoliopsida, Fagales, Juglandaceae. The transcript is spliced from 6 exons. Gene Ontology annotation, cellular component: membrane; intracellular membrane-bounded organelle; cytosol.